AUGGCGUUCCGAUCUCGUAUACUUGAUCUUGAAAAGGAGGCCCAUUUCUUAAAAGACAGCACAAACAAACUUGAAAGUUUGGUGAUGCAAGGCACAAGCAGCGUGGCCAAGGACGCAGUAUCAUUACAGAGCUAUGAAAAGGAGCAUAGCAAGAUUCAAGAUCGUUUGAACCGACUUGAAGAUAUCACCAAGAUGCAGCUUCAUGAUAUCAAUCGCAUGCUCGUUGAAGCAAACUAUCUACAUGGCAUCAAUAGCGAUGGUGCUUUGAAAGAUCGACCUACCUUGACUGAUGAGGAACACGAGACUAUCAAGGAACAAAACGCAAGCCUUCAGAUUAACGUACUCCAUCUCCAAGAAGAGAUCAACGAAAGUCAAGGAAAAAUCCGUAAAGUGCGAGACAUGAUCAAGCUAUAUACCCAACUUUUAGAAGAAAUGACCGCUCGAUUUGGAAGCAACGGCAUUGGCAAGCGUUCAGAAGAACCAGCUGCGUUAUUGAGCCGUACGCCACGCACCAAAGAGGAAGAAAACGAUCUACUCACGAAACAAAUCCACAAUGUUCGUGUGCAAUCACGGCGCGAACAGCAGCUCAUUAUAUCCGCGUGGUACGAUCUUGCCCGACGCAACCAUCGUGAAGGUGUUGGUAUUUCCAUUCGAUCGACGCCUUCAUCAUGGCUUGGCCGACAGCGAAAGAUUCUGGAUAGUCACUUGCGAAAGCGAUUGUGCUAA
Messenger RNA from Zychaea mexicana, 726 nucleotides. RefSeq lists its product as uncharacterized. The transcript is spliced from 4 exons. Bases 1 to 726 code for a protein of 241 amino acids. The record is from RefSeq and is a predicted model, not a curated record. Lineage: Eukaryota; Fungi; Mucoromycota; Mucoromycetes; Mucorales; Lichtheimiaceae.